GGACAUCCUGGACCUGCUGAGCAUCAAUGGGUCCCAGACGGGCGUGUCAGCCGCCCGCGGGCCCAUCCCAGACACACCUGCCUGGCGACUGAGGGCUGUUUAUGACAAAUAUCCAGCUUGACCCUUCCCUAGUGCCUAAGAUCGCCUCGACUUUGCACGACGAGCUGACGCUCUACUUUGUCUACAAGCAGCACAAGAAGACUCUCGGGUCGCUCAUCUCCAUCAACAUGCCUGGAAAAAUCAAGCCUUGGUUCCAGGUGAUCUCCAACUUGAAGACCCAGAGACUGAAUGUCUUCUACCACAUCAAGGAGGACUCCAAGACGCACCAAGCCUCCUUCCCGAUGCCUGAUAAGGUCGGUUGGACCUGGACCCGCAUCCUGGUGAGCGUCAACCAGACCCAGGUCCGAUUUUGGGUGAACUGCGCUGACUACGAUAAACAGAAGCUGGCUGGGCACAUCGACCUCCAGAUACCCGAGGGCAGCCUCAUCUACUUCCGGCAGGAGCCAGGUCUCAAGAACAAACUGAUUGGAAGCAUCCAGAUGGCCAAGCUGAUGAACUACAGCGUCAACGAUCGCGUCUGGAAGUGCUCCUACGACAGCCAGUUCGGUCCAGGAUGGCGCCCGCCUCUCCUUGCCAACGAUGAGGACUAUUGUGAACCAGUGUACUUAGAGUUGGACGAAGCCUACGGAGUUUUAGAUACGCUUAUUAUUAAGCACGAGUCGGACUCCCUGAAGAUGACCCAGAAGCUGGAGACUUGUGGGUGUGACGUCAGCUGCGAGUGGGCGGGGCGUCCGUUCGCCUCGGGCGCUCAUUGGCUGACGGAUCCGUGCACCGAAUGCACCUGUCAGAUGGGCGAGGUGGCCUGCGAUGUGAGGGACACGCCCACGUGCCUCGAUCCUUGUCGGGAGAGUCCUUGUUUGAACGGAGGUGUUUGUAACUCGCAUCCAGGUUUUCGAAAUUUCACUUGCACCUGCCGCCCUGGCUGGAGAGGAGAAAAAUGCCAAUACCUGUCUCACACCUGUCCGGUCCACCUGCUGACCCUCCGCCUCACCCCUCCCCCCUCGCAGCAAUCGUGUGACGAGGGGGGCGCCGCUCCACUCGUCGUCGGUUCCGUCACGGGCCACGUAUUCGAUCCAAUUACCGGAACCUGCAGGGAGAUUACGGGCUGUGAAGCUACCCCCUACGCCUUCCAGAAAGCGGAGGACUGUGAGCAAUCUUGUGUUCACGGCGUAUGUUGCUUCGUUCAGUCUCCCGCGUUCAACGAGACGGCCGCGUUCAGUUUCCUGCCGGAAUGUGUUGAAACUACUAUCAACGUCUGCAAAGGCUACGAAAAUAGAGGAGAAUUCCAAGUGGUCUCUUUUGCACCAAACACCACCGAGCUCUCACUCCCGCCUCUAAUAACAGUGGACGAACACUGCAAUUGCCCAGGGCCCCAGGUGCUACCUGGGGUUGAUUCCUCGACGUCAUCCCCACCUGCAGGGGAGACUCGAGGGGAAAGGCCUGGGGAAUCCAACAUAAGACAGGAUAUAACAGCAUUGCCUCAAGGAAAUCUCCACGAAUUUAUAAGGGCUUUUAGACGUCUGUUCACUGGUGGCAGGAUGCACGAGAUCGCCCGCACCUACGCCCACUUCAUGGCGUCCGCCCAUCGACCGCGGGCGUGGCUUGGAGUGAACAGGGCCCUAGUGAAGUGGGCGGAAGGGGAGUUGCAGAGAGUUGGGGGCUGUCGUAUCACGCUGCCCAUCUGGGAUUUCACCUCGCACGCGAAAAACCUCUCAGGUAGUGAAAUGUGGCGUAACGUUCCCGCAGACUUCUCUGGAUCAUCUGCUGAAAGAGACCUGAGGUUGCCUGUCAUCUCUGACGAUCUCCUGAACGAUUCUGUGGUGACCACAGCAGACAUUCUCCUUGCAUUAGCUCACCAUGACUUCGAGGCGAUGUCUUCAGCCCUGUGGCGUCAGGUGUCUAGAGUGAUGGUGAAAGUUGGGGCGAAACUUCCCUCCAAUGAUAUGCUGCUGGAACCUGUAUUCUAUCUAAUGUCCAGCUAUGUCGACAAAAUCUGGACGUUCUGGCAACGGGACCACCCAGAUAUUCCUGAGUAUGCGCAGUUCACCUUCCUUGCUCCGUUUAACUUGACCUUGGCGGACGUUUGGCCCGAGGGCUGGUCGUGUGGAUCCUACCACUACCAGACUUGGGAAGGAGAAUGCGAGGAUCCUCCUGGAGAAGUGAGGAGUGAGGAAUUAAGCAAAGUGUCUGACUCCUUGCUUCAGAUGCUCCACGGUCAACCAAAGGAACUCAUUAUGAUGUUGAAGACCCCUGUAGCAGGACCACUAAGGCAUCCGUCAAAUACCAGCGAGGAUGAAGGAUCUGGAAACGAGAUGAAGGAAUUAAUAUCCUUGUGGAAAGCAUUGACGUGGCAGAACGAGACUGAAUUUGAAGAAUCUUUUGAAUUUCCUGAAGAACAACGUUUAAUAUCGAGUCAUCUUCCAGAAAAUAUAAAGGGACUUGAGAUGUUAGGGUUGAACACUGGGCUCUUUGCUUGGUGGUGCAGCUGUGGAAGACGGCCCACCUGCUCUGUAGAGAUAAUUGAAGGUCUCAUAAACCAGAGUCUUGUUCUCCUUUCAAACGCGUCCAUUACGGCUAAGGCUAUGCCCCUGAUCAAGAUCUGUGAAGACUGCGAGGUGCUAUGGAGAACGCCUGUAAAUGAAGACCCUUGCUGGAGUUCACCCUGUCUGAAUGGAGGCAUCUGCAUCCCAAUCAAGACGGGACGGACGCGCGCUAGAACGGGCUCCUCUGGAUUCAGCUGCCUUUGCCAAAGCAGUUUUCAAGGUCGGCUCUGCCAUCACACCGCUGUUCCAAACUGCUUCCUGACAACGGAUCCAGGAGAAUGCCCCGCCGGUGUACAACCCGGGACAUCUCAGCGAUGGUCUUAUAACCCAGAGGAAGGGAACUGCGCCCCCUUCACGUACAACGGAUGCGGGGGCAACUCCAACAACCAUCUCUCACACAAGGCAUGCAUUGAUGCUUGCACGAGGGGGACGUGCUGCUUCAGGAGAACGAUUCAUAUCAGCUUUGACCAAAUGAAUGCUGUCAUUAUCAACGGCGUGACGAAUGAAUCAACCACCCAGUUAUCAUCUGCAGAGGCCGAAGGAUCAGUUCAUAGCCUCAAGGAUCUGGACUGCCUCCGCCCUGUCAGGGCAGACGAUGAACAGCAGAACACCAGGAACCGCCUGUGGAAGUGGGAAUGCCCCCAGACCCUGAAGGACGCCUGUGUCACCGCGGCUGAAGAGGACCAGGCCGUCACUUUCACCCCAGGGGUGUCGACUAAGCCGACCCCAGCGCCCCCUGUGUGUGGCUGUCGAUUUCUCGAUCAACAUUACAAAGUGGGAGAAGUUCGCAAGUCCUCCUGCCACACCUGCCGAUGUCAGCAGAGCGGAACCUUCACUUGCAUGCGUCACGGGGAGUCCUCUCUUCCUCGAAAGGAAUUUCGAGACUUAACGCGAAGUGAGAUGAAUCAAUACGUCGAGGCGGUCGCUCGUCUAGCGGCUGAGGAAGGCGAAGUCAGCUGGCACAGCCUGACUGACUUAUAUGCGAGCCACUUGCCCCAUUUCGCCGGCACGAAUUUCUACCUGCCCUGGCAUCGGUACUUCUUGUGGGUCGUGGAGUUGAUACUCCAGGAUGAUGGUGACUGCGACUUGACCAUACCCUACUUCGACUGGACGUUGGACGUCGGAGAUCUCGCGGGGUCCAAGGCCUGGCAGGCCAAUUACUUCGGUGGGGACGGGAACGACGAGACCAGGUGCGUCCGCUUCAACCCGUUUCAUUCGCCCUCGUAUCCCAAAUGGUCCCCCUGCCUCAUGCGACAAUUCGACAACUACGUUUGGCUUCCAGAUGCUGUCAGCUUGGCCCACCUCCUCGCCAACGACAACUACACCACCUUCAGAAUCCACCUGGAGGCCAUGUCGGGUCUUUUCCAGAUGUUUGUGGGCGGCCACGCCCUCACGCCGCAGAAGUUCUACGACCCGAUCUUUCUGUCGCACAUCGCGUUCCUGGACAAGGUCUGGGACGACUGGAUGGCUCGGAACGUCGAGAGGGCCGAGAGCUAUCUGGCGUCCGCGAGUUUCUUGGAGGUGGAGCCCUUUGGCGUAACGCCUAAGGAUGUCAUGAAAUCAUCCUAUUUAGGCGUGUCCUACGUGCUUCCGUCUAAAGGAGCACCCUGCCUUCGAGAUAACGAUACGGAAGUUUCAGAUAGGGCGUCUGGAAUGUCUGAAAAUAUGUUAAUGGAUUCUGCUGCGACACAUAUCGAUAAUGACGGCUACGAUAGUUAUGGCUUCGAUUCCCAAGGCUACGACAGAAGCGGCUACAAUAAAGACUCCUUCAACCGCGACGGGUACAGCAUCGCAGGGAUAGACCGAAUGGGCUACGAUCGUUACGGCUUCGAUGCCCAAGGGUGCACUGCCCUGGGAGUGCCUUAUUGUCGUUCGAGUCUGAACAGCACCAAAUUGGAGUCACCUGUGUUCGAUUCUUACGGAUACACGAAGUCCGGCUUCAAUAUCCUCGGCCUUGAUCGUAGAGGGUACGACGUCUUCGGCUUCGACCUGGAAGGGUACGAUGGAGAAAAGUGUAAUUACCAUCACAAAGGCCCCUUUUAUAAACUAUUGAAAGCGCAGAUUGAACAGAGGCUGAAUGGAUUCACAGACGAGGCCUUGUUAAAGAACAUCGAAAGGACCUGCCCACCUGUGACUCCUGUUCCAGAAUGGUGGCUGGAAUACAAUCACUUCAGUAAGACAGAUGUAGAAGUCCUACGGCAGCAAGAAAAGGCAGCGAGUAUCCUACGUCCCAUGGUUUCACCCCAUCGGAUGGAUUCCAGAUCACCUCCCCUUCAGAGUGAACCUUAUCUCCCACAGGAGUAUUUGCAAAGACUGUGCCUCAACUUGAGGCCGUACAGCGGAUGCCAACCUGGCGAUCCAGUAGUCGACUGCAACGAGGAAGAGGUCUGUAGGCCAUAUACUUCUCGUGGAAGAGACGACGCCCCUUCAUAUUUCUCAUACACUCUGAACGACUCACCUGUUACGACUAAGCCCUCUUUCUCAUUCUACCCUUUCUUGACUUCUCUCUUCGUUUCCCCGCCUUUUGACCUUUCAUACGAGUCAUCCUGGGCCUAUUACAUUCUUUCCCAUUUCACCCGGAGGAGGAGGAGGAGGAGGUGGUGGUGAUUUUC
Molecule: messenger RNA, 5215 nt
Organism: Macrobrachium nipponense
Lineage: Eukaryota; Metazoa; Arthropoda; Malacostraca; Decapoda; Palaemonidae
Exons: 27
Coding region: 102-5210 (1702 amino acids)
Molecular function (GO): oxidoreductase activity; serine-type endopeptidase inhibitor activity; calcium ion binding
Source: RefSeq, a predicted model, not a curated record